Molecule: messenger RNA, 2235 nt
Organism: Peronospora farinosa
Lineage: Eukaryota; Oomycota; Peronosporomycetes; Peronosporales; Peronosporaceae
Source: the annotation of a GenBank genome assembly
AUGGCUCUUUUGGCUCUUUCGACUGUUGCGACGGGUGGGCUCAUGGGAAUUGCGGGCUUUUUUGUUUGGCGUAAAGGACUUUUUCGAAAACGGUAUGCGGCACUUUUUGGAGAUGAAAUAUACAAUGAAAACAAGGACUUGAGAAAUGGUGAUUACCAGGAAGACACUUCCAUGUCAUUAUUCAGAGAUCGAGGUUUGUGUAGUAAAUACAAGUCUCUUCCUAGACGAACCAAGAGAACGAGUGGUGUAGCAGGAGAAUGGAAAGAUCCUGUAGUUGGCCCGAAGGUAACUCAUGGGUCGGUGGCUUUUCGACUUUUUGAGUUUGAUCCAAAGAAACAACAGCUCGUGUUUUCUAGUGUGGGAAUGCCAGUAAAAUUUGGAACACCGUUGGUUGUUGUCCAUCCGGAAACAGGCCGAGCAAUUAGAUAUUUGACACAUAGAAGAGCAGUGACGAUUAGUAAACCGCCUGUGAAUUUGGCCUUUCAUCGACAAGUGCGUGCAAGUCUUUUGGCAAUGGAAGAGGCGGCAAUGCGUCAUAGCUCUACUGAUCAAAGUCAAAACCAAGGACAGACACAGCGACAAGUACCAGUACUGAUCAACUACCCACGGGGAAGAAAACUGCAGAAUCUUUCUAAUGUUUUGUCGAGACGAACGCAGCAGCAUUCGGUAAGCCUCAUGCAGAACAGUGCUCAGCGUCGCAGCUUUGACACGAUUAACUCGGCUUCUACGGCGUUUCGAGCUGCAAUUGAUGAUCCACGAUCACUGCAGCUUGCACUUUCCUACACAGACGAUCCGACCGGGACAAAUGUCGUUAACAAUACUGACGUACCACACACGUUGUCGCGUUGUGGUCGCCCUGUUGCCUCGACGUCGUCGGAGCCAGCUAUGCAAGGCUUGAGUUCCAAGGCGUUCUGCCGAUCUAUUUCGGAGUCAUAUAUGAACAUAGUUUCCGACAUCACGGACACCCUCCAGCAGCAACGUGAACGUCAGCGCGACCGCCAGGAGCUAAGGCAGCGCCAGAAAGCGCUCAUGAGAGACUUACCGAACAUGUCGUUUAACAAUCACUUGGGCAAGUAUUACGUAGCGACAAUUGAGCCAGUCCGACAUCAGACAACUGGCAGCAACUAUCGCCUACCACUGGCUCCUAUUGACGAGUAUCUGCGUUGGGGACAGCCUAUGUCCCUGAUCUCCAAAUUUAACGGCCGUGCAUGUGGCAUUCGUCCUCGCGAGUACUACAAGGACAGUGAUUUGUACUUGACAACGGAGGCAUCGUCCACGACGAUUGUGCCGUUGCGUGAAGAUGGCGAUUUAAAGUGCAUGGCCAAAGAGUCGACGCGUUACUUGGCGCAUUUGGAAAAACGUCAAGUGAACGUGAGCGUGGGCACGUACAACGUUUGGAUGUUGCCUCGCAAGGUAAGCGCGUUUACGAGCUGUUCACCUAAGAAGAACACUCGUGCACGUAUGAUCGGCGACGUAUUGCCUCCUUGUGACAUCUGGGUGUUAACGGAGUGCUUUGACUACCGUGCCCGGGAUGUUUUGCUGGACAAGAUGGCGGAGGCUGGCUACUUUUUUUCUCACCAACGUAAGUAUCCGAUUCUCAGCGUACGGGUAAAGCUGUUCGAAGGGGCUUGUGCUGGUAGCGAUAAGAUGGCCGACAAGGGUGUGCUGUAUUGCAAGAUUCUGAAGGAUGGGCUGCUGGUGCACAUUUUUUCGACUCAUUUGCAGGCGUGGAACGACUCGUUAUCGCGAAUUAUGCGCAAAACACAGAUGAUUAUGAUCGCAAAGUUUAUGAAUGCAAUGGAUAUGGAUAAAGUGAAUGACGUUGUGCUAUUUGUGGGAGACAUGAAUGUCAACUACUGGUUGAAUAAGACGAAUCAAGAGUACGACGAGAUGUUGGAAAUUUUCGAAGCCAAGGAUCCGUCGGUUGUUCAUCCGCGAAAACUUGGCAACGCGUCAGAUUCGGAUAAGAAGGAAUUGGUGGGGGAGUUCAAGUACUUGCGCAAGCAUAGUUUUGACCCGCGCGUGAAUGCUUUGGCCGCUGACGGUCCAAGUUCGGACGGAAGUCUUGAGUUGUUGGACUAUGUUCUCUACUCGCGCACGCACCGCCAGCCAAAGACGGCAUCAAGCUGGGUGUUGCCGCUGAUGACGACGUCGCCAUGGAAUUGGCGUGGCCAAUCCCAGUACAACUUGUCCGACCACUUUCCCGUCGUGAGCGAGUUUACGUUUGAGAUGUAG